AUGGCAGCUGAUGCCGGUACAAGCGACAAAAUUGUCGAGUCAAGCUCGACGAAACAGGACGCAACAUCGGGCACGUCUACCCGUGGUGAUGGCCAGACCGACUCCGGCACGAAAGAGGUCGAAAAGACCGAUAAACCUUUAAAUGGCUCUACCAAAGGCGAAACUUCAGCCUCUUCAACAGACGAAAACCCCAAGCAGAACGGAAUCAAGAAAGACGAUUCCGACGCCAAUAAGAAGGAACCGGAAAAGGCUGAAACAGAGACGCCCAUCAAACCUCCUGCGCCUGUCAGUAAUGCGCCGGAGAAGAAGGCCGAAAAGCCAAAGCCAAAGCCCAUGCAGGCCUUUGCGCGGGUGAUCCCCAAGAUACGAGAGACUUUCUCUUGGAACGACUUCAAGAAUCACCAGACCGACGAACACAAUUACGCCAUCGAGACGCUUGUCGCCGGCGAUUCGCUCAAGCUGGAGAUUGAAGAAGCAGCGCUUCUUUACGAAGACCUCCAGGACUUUGGCAAUUCGGGCGGAUGGGGAAGCGGAUGGCGGAGGAACUUCAACAGGCGAAACCCCAAGCACAAGACCAUCAUCGACGAUGGAGAUGAAGUCUGGCUGCAGCGGGUGCGAAUCAACUCCAGGGCCGUCAUGAUGUACCUUGGACGACAGAGCGCUGCUGGCAAGAAGUGGAACGGUCGGCCUCAUGUCUUCAAGCGGCCCUUUCGCUACCUCAUCCACUUCCAUGAUAAGAUGAAGGAGGCGCUGGCUGAACUAGAAGAGUCUGCUUCGGGCGCCGAAUCAAAGCCUGCAGAUGGGCAGCCUGCUCAGACACUGAAUGCAGGGAAGAACAUCGAACGGUCGGAUUCGGAGACGCUCGGCAUCGACUCGCUGUUCAACGAUUCCGAGACUCUGGUUGAAAUGAGACUCUACGUCAAGUUCAUGGAUGAGCAGGUGAUGCCGGAAUACCAGCGCUUCCAGAAUGAGGAUGUGGCCACUGCGCCUACCAAGGUCAGAUGGGAUCUUCUCUGGUAUCUGUUCAAGCCAGGCGAUCUCGUCUACGUGCCCAACUUGAACAGUGGCGUACGAGCCCGAAUCCCAGUGGGCUGGGAUGGCGUCUUCCAGCGUCUUCAGGCCGAGUUUGGCGAAGGACCUAUGGAGCCAGCGUCUUCCACGGCGCAGUCCAAGCAAAAUACACGGGCAUCUCACACUGAUCAGAUGGUGUGGAGGGUAUACCGGCCGCCGUUCAAGCAAGCAGUCCUUGAUGGCUGCAGCUGCGAAACUUGCGCCAAAAUUGAGUCGACCUGGUCGAUAUCGUGCUACCAUAUCGACUACGAUGGCCAAAACUACCGUGCUGUUGGCCGGGUAAUUGAGAUUCCUCUUUUUGAAGGCGAGCGCGAGAUAACGCAGCUGCCUUGCUACCCCAUGAGAUAUGUAAAGCAGAAGGACGAGAUCAUGGAGAGGGGGAGACUGUACGGGACCAAGUUCAUUGAGCACAUUGAUCCAGCCAAACGCUACAGCUUCUACCGGGGAUGGACCCUUAUCAAGACUCCCCUCGGGCAGUCUGUCGAGGACAAGAACGGCAGGAUACUGACAAGCCCGGAGCACAUUGAGAGCGAGAUUCUGGUCGAUUUCGAAGAGGCUUUCAACACGGACCCCUCGUGGAAGCCUGAGAUUCUGGAGAGUGACCCUCUCACUUACAAAGUCGUGAUAGCUGUCGAUAACGAGAGCCCCCUGCAAGAGUGGCACGAUAGCGACCGUACAAAUCUCAAAGACAUGUGGGAGGACAAGGUUGUCACCGAGGAUGGUGUCGACAUACUGCAGAUGAAUAAGUUCAUGGAGACGGACUUUAUGCUGAGGAAGAAGAAGGACAAUGACAAUGAGAUUGGCGAGCUCGAGGGCGAUAAUCUUGCGCUGCUGCCUAGGCGACUCUUUGCAUAUGCUCUCUGGGAGCGCAAGUUUGUGCAGGUUGACGUCCGAGACGUGACAUUCCCCGAGAUGAAGGACAAAGACAGGGCUUUUGACAGUCUCCAGAUCUCUUCGGAGCACAAGACGCUCAUCCAGUCGCUGGUGUACUCCCACUUCAAGAAGAGAGUCAACGAGGGCAGCGUCGAGAUUGCGACUCAAGAUCUCAUUCGAGGCAAGGGCAAGGGCAUCGUAAUUCUGCUUUUUGGUGUUCCUGGAGUCGGCAAGACGGCUACGGCUGAAGCAGUUGCGCAGAAGUUUGAGAAGCCUCUGUUUCCGAUUACCUGCGGAGACUUGGGCUUCACACCCGAAAGCGUGGAGUCUUCUCUGAGUGAGAUAUUCCGCUUGGCGCACUUGUGGGAUUGUGUCCUGUUGUUGGAUGAAGCGGAUGUGUUUAUUACGCAGAGAGACAGGAAGGACUUGGAGAGAAAUGCUCUCGUUUCCGUCUUUCUACGAAUGCUCGAGUACUACAACGGCAUCCUUUUCCUCACCACGAAUCGUCCCGGCGUUCUCGACGAAGCUGUCAAAUCACGAGUGCACCUGAAUCUUCACUACAACUUCCUCACCGAAGAGCAAGUCGUCGCCAUCUUCAAGCUCAACAUUGCGCGUCUGAAAGAGAUUGAAGAGCAAGCCGCCAAAGCCCCCGGACACAACAAGCUGUACAUUGACGAGGCCGACAUCAUCGCCUUUGCCAGCGACCACUGGAAGACCCAUACUGAUGGCAUUGGACGGUGGAACGGGCGACAGAUACGCAACGCGUUUCUCAUCGCGGCGUCGCUGGCGCAUUACGAGGGAGAUAUGGGCGAGCGACCAGAGGGAUUGCAGAAACAGCUUACUUCAAAGCACUUCAAGAAAGUCGAGGAAACGACGAGGCGGUACGACGAGUAUCGCGUGGCCUGUCUUGGGGAUACGGAUAGUUAUCUCGCACACGACAGAUACGAGAGAGACGACGACUGGAAUCCUCAUGCUAGAGGGAGAGGUGGAGGAGGAGGAGCGAAUGCUUACAUGUCGCAUGGCCAGCCCCAUGUCCAAGCCCCUGGAUACCUGCCCCGAGCGGGAAGCUUUCCCUGGCAAAGACCCGUGCAGGCUCCCCUGAGCAUGAACCCCAACUCAAUGCAGAGGCAGGCUGGUGAAGGGUGGUCGAGCAACGGAAGUGCACGCCCGCCUGUUGCUGGGUAUCAACAGCCUCCGCAGCAGCCAUCUCAUGGACAGCCUUCGCAGCAUCAGUUUCCACAGCACCAGGGGCAUGUGGUGAACAAGCCACCUGCUACUUCAAACAGUCCGAAUUUUACAGCACAGGCGCCUUACAACCCAUCUGCUGGAGGCCCUGGCGGACCACAGGGCUACGACAUGGGAGGCAAUAUGCAAAUGAAGACUGCAGAGCCGGGCAUGAGUGAUGAGUGGAUGGGAGCCGGACAGCAGCGUUGGCAACAGGGUCAGAACGGCUUCAAUCAUUACUAG
Trichoderma reesei QM6a is the source of this 3411-nucleotide messenger RNA. RefSeq lists its product as uncharacterized. NCBI's taxonomy places the organism in Eukaryota, Fungi, Ascomycota, Sordariomycetes, Hypocreales, Hypocreaceae. The record is from RefSeq and is a predicted model, not a curated record. Gene Ontology annotation, molecular function: ATP binding; ATP hydrolysis activity. The transcript is spliced from 2 exons. Bases 1 to 3411 code for a protein of 1136 amino acids.